AUGGCAGAUCCAUUGUACGAAUUGCUCACGCCAUACUUCGAGAAUGAGACCACCGCGCCCUCGUUACGAGAUGCACCGACCUCCAGCUACCUCGCCCGCUUGAGCACCCUCUCCUACGCCGAUCUCACGUCCGUCGAAUCAUCCUCGCUCCUCCAAGCCGCACAAUCCGCGCACCGAAGUCUUCAGGCUCUCUCGAAGCGAUCACACAAAGCGGUCAUAUCAUCCUCGUCACACCUUUCCAAUCUAUCAACAUUGCUACCGACGUUCAACUCGCAAGCACGAGCAUUGAACGAUGAUAUACCAUUACUGGAAAGUGCAGCGACCGAGUUCGCGCAGAAAUAUGACAGAAGUACGGAGAAUGCAGUUCUGGACCGAAGGAAACGAACAGCGUUGCUCUCGCGUAAUGUGGAUCGAGUCUCAGAUGUGUUGGAUUUACCCUCCCUGCUCUCGUCAACUGUGACAGCUGCGCAAACUGGUGCUGCGACAGGAUCGAGCACGGCAGGCUCUGCUACAUCGUAUGCGACAGCUCUGGAUCUACACGCGCAUAACAAACGAUUAAGAGCGUUGUAUCCUCAGUCAGACCUGGUUGGAACAAUCUUGAAGCAAUCCGAGGAGGAGAUGCAGAAUCUAGCUUCAAUAUUGAUUACUUCACUGCAAAGCCCGUCCUUGAAGCUCGCGGCUGCUAUGAGGACGAUAGGUCUGCUGCGGAGAGUGGCGCCUGAGCUCGCUGAGGAUGAGUACCAGCCUGAAAAGUCAAAAGCUCUCUCGUCGAAAUCGAUAGGAUUUUCAUCUAAUACUGGGUCCGGUGACGGUGCCUUAGGAUGCCUGUUCCUCGUCUGUCGCUUAUACGCCCUGAACAAGACUUUGGAAGCUCUGGACCCACUACGAGACCUGGCCGAUCAGGAAACAGCGCAGCGAAUCGAGCCAACUACGAAGCCGUCUGGCUCAUCUGGAAGCUCACAUGGCAGCCAGAGCGAGCGUUUCCUGAAGCGAUACCUCGAAAUCUACCGCGAGCAGAGUUUCAACAUCUUGAGCAUGUACAAGAACAUCUUUCCCUCAAAUCUUCCGGAUCCGGAACAUCGGACCAGGUCUCACGAGACUCGCGAUCCGCUGCUGCCUUUCCCGUCCCCGAUAUCCUCGUUCGCCCUCCAUCUGGUUGACAUGCUCGAAGGCACCCUACGCGAGUACAUGCCUAAUGUGACCGACACAGCUACGCGUGAGUCAUUACUCACGCAAGUUCUGUACUGCGCUGGUAGCCUAGGCAGGCUGGGCGCGGAGUUCGGCAUGAUGAUUGCUCUACUGGAAGAGGAUCUUGCCGCCGGACGGACACCCGAAAAGGCCAAGGAAGACGAUGAACAAGAAUGGGUCAGAGUCAUGAAGAAGCAUCGCGUCCAAGCCAGUAGAUUGGAAGUGCUUGCGCGAGGUGUAGGCGGCGGACAGCGAAAGUCAAGCAUGGAUGUGCAGUCACCACCGUCGGGCACUUCGCCGACACCGACACCAUUGACGGCGGUCUAG
Messenger RNA from Zymoseptoria tritici IPO323, 1515 nucleotides. RefSeq lists its product as uncharacterized. NCBI's taxonomy places the organism in Eukaryota, Fungi, Ascomycota, Dothideomycetes, Mycosphaerellales, Mycosphaerellaceae. The record is from RefSeq and is a predicted model, not a curated record. Gene Ontology annotation, cellular component: COG complex. Gene Ontology annotation, biological process: cytoplasm to vacuole targeting by the Cvt pathway; intra-Golgi vesicle-mediated transport. The transcript has a single exon. The coding region runs from base 1 to 1515 and encodes 504 amino acids.